Molecule: messenger RNA, 6543 nt
Organism: Amphiprion ocellaris (clown anemonefish)
Lineage: Eukaryota; Metazoa; Chordata; Actinopteri; Pomacentridae
Gene: drp2
Product: dystrophin related protein 2
Exons: 21
Coding region: 1071-3818 (915 amino acids)
Biological process (GO): synaptic signaling
Cellular component (GO): plasma membrane
Molecular function (GO): protein binding; zinc ion binding
Source: RefSeq, a predicted model, not a curated record
AAGACUAAUCGAAGUGGAGUUCAUGGCUGCCGCCGGUGAAGUUAAACGCAAGUUAUGUGAUGAACACAGGACAUUUCAACAGUCAUGGGAGGAAGAACUUGCUUUUGUGGAGGUAAAUAACAAGCCAGUGUGCCUUCUUUGCCAGAAACAGUAUAUUCCAAAACGAACGAAUCUGCAGCGCCACCAUGACAGCUGUCAAAAAGACUUCAAAGUUGACUUUCCACCAGGCAGUAAUAUAAGAAAAGACAGAAUAUGCAGUCUCAUUGGAAAUCUUUGUGGUCAACAAACUGUUUUGACAUUCAGCUGUAAAGAAAGUGACAGAAUCACGGAGGCAUCAUUCAAAGUAGCGUGGACUGUAUCAAGGAGUCGGCGGUCUUUCACUGAGGGACAGCUGAUAAAAAGUGUUUUUUGGACUGCAGUGAGUCCCUUUUUGCCGAGUUUAAAAACAAAGCUGAGAUCACCCGACAGAUAUCCAAACUACAGCUUUCAGAUUCAACCCUCAGCAGACGUGUGGAAAACAUUUCAGAUGAUUUGUUCAUAAAAUUGAUCGACGAUCUUCAGAAAACGCAGCUCUUCAGCCUGGCCAUAGACGAGUCCACUGAUGUGUCGGAUACAGCGCAACUUAUGAUAUGGGCUCGUUUUUUUAAUGGUGACACAUUCAUGGAGGAAAUGUUUGCUGUUUUGCCACUGACUGGCCAAACAAGAGGAGAGGACAUUUGUUUGACAAUCACUGACUUUUUCCGGGGACCAGGGACAGAGAUUGAUUUGGGGAAACUGGUGUCAGUUACUACUGAUGGUGCACCGUCGAUGGUUGGAAAAGAAAGAGGACUUGUUGCAUUAAUGAGAAAAGACGCAUUUCCCGACUUUUUUUUUUUUUUUUUUGCCUACCAUUGUAUUCUUCACCAAGAACAGCUCUGCUGCAGACUCACAGGUGGUGAAGUGAAAACAACGAUGGGUAAGGUGGUGAAAGUUGUUAACUACAUUAGAGGCCACAGACAGUUCCGCACCUUAGUAGAAGAAUAUGACACACUCAAUAUGAAGACCUGACGCUGCACGCCGCAGUGCGAUGGAUGAGCAGAAGCAUUGUACUGGAGAAGUUUGUGGAUUUACUGCUGGUGAUUCGAGCCUUCAUUGCGCAGAGAAAGCAUGCUGAUCUGUAUCAUGUCAACGAUGAGAAGUUUGCACUGGAAGCGGCUUUUCUGGUCGACACAACCAAGCACCUGAACUCCCUAAAUUUGAAGCUCCAGGGAAACAACAAAUUGCUGCCUGCCUUGGUGAAUGAUGUUUCUGCUUUCAUGGAGAAACUCUUUCUUUAUCAAGACCAUGGUGACAAUGACUUCACACACUUCCCAAACCUACGUUCACAGGUCCUCCCCUACCGUGUGAGGAGAUUGCUGUUGCUGUUGCUGCUGCUGCUGUCGUUGCUCCACAUCCAGGCCUUCCUCACCCCUCCUCUCCCCCGCCGCCAGAGCAGGGCAGCCACGGACGGCUUGGCUCGAUUUCAAGGAGGCUCCGAUCCUGCAGCCACGUCAAUCACGUCUUCACCGCUGGCUGCGGGGCGGCCCUCGUGGCCGGGAUGCCACUGUGUGCCGUGCCAGUCCACAGUGGACGGUGAGGGGCAGGAGGAGGGCACUGAGUGCAGGAGGCUGAGGGGAGGCGCCCCACACCAGACCGGAGACAUGAACCUCUGCUGGAACGAGAUCAAACGCAAGUCCCACAACAUCCGGGUGCGGCUAGAGGCCUUCUCCGACAACAGCGGGAAGCUGCAGAUCUCGCUGCAGGAGAUCAUAGAAUGGCUGACAGCCAAGGACGAGGAGCUGUCGGAGCAGCUGCCCAUAGGAGGCGACGUGGGGGCCGUUCAGCACCAGAGAGAGUUCCACCAGGCAUUCAUGGAGGAUGUCAAGUCUCGCGGGCCGUUUAUCUACUCCGUCUUGGAGUCUGCCCAGGCCUUUCUGGCUCAGCACCCCUUCCAGGAGCCAGAGGAGACCCUGACUGAUGGAAAAGAGGUGUCUCCUCGCCGGCGGAUCUUGAAUGUGAGCCGCUCUGUAUGGAAGCAGGCGAACGUGGCCAGUGACCUGUGGGAAAAGCUGACAGCUCGCUGUGUGGACCGCCACAGACACAUGGAGAGGACACUGGAGCGUCUUCUUCAGAUCCAAGCAGCGAUGGAGGAGCUGGCGGGGGCCCUGGAGCAGGCGGAGGGGGUGAGGGACGCCUGGGAGCCUGUUGGAGACCUCUUCAUCGACUCUCUGCAGGACCACAUAGACGCUACCAAGUUAUUUAAGGAGGAGCUGACCCAGGUGAAAGAGGGCAUGAAGCACAUCAAUGAUCUAGCCCACCAGCUGGCGAUCUCCGAUGUCCAUUUGUCGAUGGAGAAUGCCCGAGCCCUGGAGCAUCUCAACAGCAGAUGGAAAGUGCUUCAGGGUUCGAUAGAGGAGCGGCUGAAGCAGCUCCAGGACGCACACAGAGACUUUGGCCCUGGAUCGCAACACUUCCUUUCCAGUUCAGUGCAGAUACCGUGGGAGCGUGCCAUCUCCCCGAACAAAGUGCCCUACUACAUCAACCAUCAGGCCCAGACGACGUGCUGGGAUCAUCCAAAGAUGACAGAACUGUACCAAGCGUUGGCGGAUCUGAACAACAUCAAGUUCUCAGCGUACAGAACAGCAAUGAAGCUGCGUCGAGUUCAGAAGGCUCUGAGACUGGAUUUGGUGGCACUGAGCAGCCUGGUGGAGGUGUUUCGGGAGCAGGAGCUGCAGCAGGGAGAGCAUGUGAUGGAUGUGGUGGAGGUGAUUCAUGGCCUGACUGCUCUGUACGAGAGGCUGGAGGAGGAGAGAUCCAUCCUGGUCAACAUUCCCCUUUGUGUUGAUAUGUGUCUCAACUGGCUGCUCAACGUCUAUGACAGUGCUCGAAACGGCAAAAUGCGAGUUCUCAGCUUCAAGAUGGGAUUGGUGAGCCUGUGCAAUGCAGACGUCCAGGAGAAGUACAAAUAUUUAUUCCGUCAGGUGUCUGGCUCUGGAGGUCUGACAGACCAGCGUCACCUCAGCCUGCUGCUCCAUGAAGCCAUCCAGAUCCCCCGCCAGUUGGGUGAAGUCGCUGCUUUCGGUGGCAGCAAUGUAGAACCGAGUGUUAGAAGCUGCUUUCGCAUGGCUCCAGGGAAACCUGCCAUUGAGGUAUCUCACUUCCUGGAGUGGAUGAGCCUUGAGCCCCAGUCGAUGGUUUGGCUGCCUGUCCUCCACCGCGUGACUGCUGCAGAGUCGACCAAGCACCAGGCCAAAUGCUACGUCUGCAAACAAUGUCCCAUCAAGGGCUUCAGGUAUCGCAGUUUGAAGCAGUUCAAUGUGGACAUCUGCCAGACAUGUUUUCUAACCGGCCGCACAACCAAGGGAAAGAAGCUGCACUACCCAAUCAUGGAGUACUACACCCCAACAACCUCGGGAGAGAAGAUGAGGGACUUCGCCAAGACUCUGAAGAAUAAGUUCAGGUCAAAGCAGUACUUCACCAAGCACCCACAGAGAGGUUACCUGCCAGUGCAAUCAGUGCUGGAAGCUGAGAGCUCAGAGACACCCUGCUCCUCACCCAAGCUGCCCCAUGCAGACACACACAGCAGGAUUGAACAUUAUGCCAGCAGAUUGGCAGAAAUGGAAAGCCAGAAUUGUUCAUUCUUCACGGACAGCCUGUCUCCUGAUGAAAGCCUCGCCUCUGUUUUUCUGCUGCACGCUGCUGUGCUAUCUGUGCCUCCAGCUGGUGUUUGGUUGGCAACAUACUGCUUUCUGUCCAGAGCCAUGCUGCCUAUGUGUGCAGCCGUCACCCUCCACCUGUAGACACUGUUCUGAGUUCACUGUACUUAUUGGCAGGUAGCAGACCUUCAGUCUAUCAUGAGUCAAAAGUAAUGUGCCUUAGAAUCUGUGGUUUUUGUUCAUUUUAAAUACGAGCUGUUUAUAAUUUCAUUUAAAAUAACUUUUUGUGAUACACACAAACACACCAGCAUUUUUCAAGCUAUGUUUUCUAAUAUUUAUUUGUGCAAUCAAAUUAUUGAACUUGUAAACAGUAUUAGUCUUUCUCUCUAUUGAGCUAUUUAGUUACACUUAGUUUGCACAAUAAAAGGCUAUUAAUUAAGCAGCGUGCUCCAACCCCCUUAUGUAAUUUGCUGUCCUCGAGCUGAGAGGCAUCUGUUUUAGCUGUAUUUUGCAGGAUGAUGCUUGGAGAAUCUUGUUUCUGCUGAGUUACACUAUCAGUUCAUCCAUUGAUCUAAGCUAGCUAUAACACAGAUUAAUGUGAUUGUAAUUGCAGAUACUCUUUGAUAUUAUAAUAAUAAUAAUCUUUAUUUAUGGAGCACUUUCCAAAACUCAAGUUACAAAGUGCUCAAUAGGGCAGCAUAAAGAAGACACUGUUGGAGGAGCAGAAGAAGAAAAAUAAAGGAUAAAUCAAAAUUCAAGUAAAAUCAGAUAAUUCUAUCCAAUAAAAAUGUGUUUAAAGAAGGAGCUGAAAAAAAGGUCACUGGCUCAAUUGAUUUGAUUUUCUUUGUCCCCUUUAGUUUUCAACUGGGCCCAUGGAACAAACAGAAAAACCUCUGCCAAAGAAUAAUACGCACCGGUAUAUAUAGAGGUCAGAGAUAUAGCUGGAAGAGAAGCCAUUAGAAGUGAUCAAUAAAAUCUUAAAAUAAAUCCUAAGACAUACCAUGAGCAGAAGAGAUGUGGCGUGUCGCUUGGUUGUGGUUAAAAGCCUGACAGCUGAUGUUGCAGUAAUCCAGGAAUGAUGACAAGAAAGCAUGUAAAAUGGUCUCUGUGUCUUUAAAAGUUAAGAUAGGUUGUAUUAUUAAAAUAUUUCUAGGAUCAUAAAAACAUGAUUGCACAAGCUUUGCUGCGCAAAACUUAGAUUACUAUCAGACCAGAAUCCAUGACUCUUUGCAAGAGACUUGAUUUGAUCCAAAAGGGAACCAAAACUCUGCUGCCCGACUCCUCACCCGAACCUGUUCUCACGACCAUAUCACCCCCGUCCUGCAGAACCUCCAUUGGCUCCCCAUUUCACACCGCAUCCAGUACAAACUGCUUCUCCUCACCUUCAAGUCCAUCCAUAAUCUUGCCCCCUCUUACCUUACCGAUUUGCUCCUCCCCUACACCCCCCCCAGGAAUCUCCGUUCCUCCCACACAAACCUCCUUUCCAUCCCGCACAGGACCAGCCGGCGACAUUGGGGGGACAGAGCCUUCGCCAUUGCCGCCCCCACACUCUGGAACUCCCUCCCCCAUGCCCUCCGUGACUGCACCAACCUCACCACAUUUAAAUCCCUUUUAAAGACUCACCUUUUUAGAUCUGCUUUCCUUAAGUGAUUCUGUAUUUUAUCUUGAACUUGUUUUACUAUCUAUUGAUUUUAAUUAACAGUUUUGUUUUAUCUUAUUGUAUUUUAUGUACAGCGUCUUUGAGUUUUUGGAAAAGCGCUUUAUAAAUAAAAUUUAUUAUUAUUAUUAUUAAAUGGCAGAUUUUGUUUUGCCAUCUGCUGGAGCCCAGGGCAACGAGUCCAGCUGAAGAAAAUUUCUAGAGAUCACAAAUAUACAAAAUCAGAAUUAGAACAUAGAGACAUUUUAUGAAAUACGACAAAUAUGUCGAUAUAGUCGGAAGUAGGAUUGCAUACGAUGAAGUGUUUGGGUGGUGUAGUGUAUGAUAUGGGAUUUGCAAUAAAUAUUGAAUAUCCCAGCAAAAGUAAGACUGAACCUGGCAAAGUUCUAUAGGAAAUUCCUACCACAAUGUCUUAAGUUAGUAAAUAGAUGGAAAAAAUUUGGAACAGUCAUUAUCUGAAAUACCUAUAACUCAAAAUACUGAAAUAUUGCAGAGACCAGACAGGUCAUGUCAACUCAAUCUGACAUAAAUAGCAUAUAUUCUAGAAAAAAUAUGCUGCAACUAAGAUGACUCUGUUCUUUCUAUACAUUCUCUUUCAGCUGAGCCUAUAAAUGCCUUUAUUUAUUUGUAAGACCAAAGACUUUGAUCACAUGAUAUGUAGCACAAACACAAACCUCUGCAAAGCCUUAAACAUUCUUUUUACUUUGGCUCAAUGAAGUAUUUUGCUUUAUAGGCAACGGUAUUAUUGCACCAUAUAAACAGACAAGCAAUUGUCUUUCCAUUAAAAUAAUUGCCAAACAUUCACAGAUCCAUUUGUUGUUUAAACAGCCCCAGGUCUGCUGUCAUAGAUCUGCACAAUAAGUGUUCUGUUCCAAAGUCAAUAAAGUCUUUAUUAUUUGGGCAAUAUAUUGUGUUGUAGCUUAAUAAGCUCCUUCAAUUUCUAAAUAGACAACUGGUUUUUAAUGGUGCGGUGAGUCUAGUUUAUUACAGACUGUUUCAUAUUUGGACUGUGAACCUGGCUCAGUGUCACAGUGCUCCGUCCCGCUGUGUCUUGUCUCUUUGUGUCUCGUCCUGUGAUUCCCGUCCUCGUCCUGCUUGCCUUGCCUUGCCUUGCUUUGCUUUGGCCUGUCUACUCUCCCAUGCUGUUGGCUUCUGCUUUGUGCUGCUGGUGGCUGUGUGCUGGUGGCUCAGUGUGCUGUCUCCUGUGUGGGG